GCACAGUUGCGGAUGGUGACCACGCUGAGAGGGGUUGUGAGGUGUUCAAGAUGGCGGCGCCCUGUGGAGUGCAGUUGCUCUAACAGAGGCGUUUCCAGAUGAGUGAAUGUCUUUUGCAGUGGUGCCUGGAGACGGGAUCGACGGCCGCCCAGGGACACCUCCAGGCUGGAUGCCGUGAGAGUGACGUCUGAGAGCCGCACCCUAGUCCGUUUUAGAGACACCCGCCACCAGUCUCUCCCCUGCUGUCCAGACCAUCAUGUCCAGGGAGCAGCUGAACGUGGGGGAUCUCCUCCCACUACUGGAGACCUCUGACCUCCGCCAGCUGGAUGAGAUCAAAGGCCUUAUCAAUGAACACCUCAACACAGAUCGAGGGUCCGUGCUACUGAAUGGUUUGGUGGAUUAUUUCCUGGAGACUAACUCCGCACAGGCAGUGCACAUCCUGUCCUCAGUGAGAGAGCCACACGAUAAGCACCUUUUUGAUAAAAUGAAUGAAUGCAUGGGUAAAGCCCAGUGUCGCUUGCCCACGCUCACUUUACUGGGGCACGUCAUCCGUAAGCAGCCAUCUUGGAUCCACAAGAUCGCUCGCUAUCCGCUGCUGCUAUCUCUCCUCAAAUGCCUCAAGACAGACACAGAUGUUGUGGUUUUGAUUACUGGGGUCUUGGUGCUUAUCACUCUUUUACCCAUGAUUCCCCAAGCUGGCAAGCAGCACCUUUAUGAGUUCUUCGAUGUGUUUGGCCGUCUGGCCUCCUGGAACCUGAGAAGCCCGGGACACAUGCCAGAGGUUUAUCUCAUCCACUUGCACGCCAGCGUGUACGCACUCUUCCAUCGGCUUUAUGGGAUGUACCCCUGCAAUUUUGUGUCCUACCUUCGCUCUCAUUACAGCAUGAAGGAGAACAUGGACACCUUUGAAGAGGUGGUCAAGCCAAUGCUGGAGCAUGUAAGAAUACACCCAGAGCUAGUAACCGGAACCAAGGACCAUGAGUUGGAUCCCAGCAGGUGGAAGAAGUUUGAGACCCAUGACAUUGUCAUUGAGUGCGCCAAAGUCUCUCUGGACCCAAAAGAGGCAUCCUGUGAAGAGGGCUAUGCCACCAUGCCAGAGCAUUUCUGUGGCCAUUUACAGCAACGUCCGGGUGAAAGCACUGCCAGUCCAUACGCUGACUUUCACAGUAGCUAUGGAAGUUCUUCCUCGACUCAUUUCUCCACCCCUCGUCAGCCUGCCGUCCCUCCUCUGCCCCUGUCCACUUUCUCAGGGACUCAGCCCCCCUAUCGCAGUCCCACUGGGACCCGUCGGCAGAACUCCAGCUGUGAAUUUAAUGCUGCAUAUGGCGGUAAAGAUUCCCUCUGGAGCCCCUCCUCACAGUGUGGCAUGGCCACGCCUCCUUCCUCUCGUGGGAUGUCGCCGAACCCGGAACUGUCCCAGAGUGCCUCUCACCUACCCAGCCGCCUCUACAGUACACCUGCAGGUGGAAAAGGCACUCCAUCCUCCAGCACACCCGCGACCGCCUCGCCUCCUCCCAGCCUCUCAGAUGAGUUUCCCCCCAUGUUGUCGCAUCGCAGCACUGCCAGCCCGCCAUGCAAGGAUACUAGACCUUUAGACCACAACAAACCUGCCCUAGUCAGGCAGGAACCAAUCAGAGAGUCUGAAGUGAUCAAUCACAAAGAGGGCAGAAGUGAGAAAAUGCCCAUGACGCUGACCGAGCUCUCGGUCUACAUGAAGGAACAGGAGCAGAUGAGGAUUGAAAAGGAGAGGGAGGAUGCUGCCAUCACAGAGGAGCUUCAGAAACUCACUGAGGAAAAGCGUGAUGUAGCUGCUCUCCGUGGCUUUGACUCUCCCUUCUUCAGCACCACAGAGACCCUGACCGGAGCCCAGGAAAAACCCGCACACUAUUCAGUCCUGGGCGGCUCGAUCAGAGACCCUCAUAAUGCCAUCUCCACACCCGAUAAAUCCGAGACCAGAGACAAAGGCAGGGUCAGCAGAGGCACAUCCCAGGAGCAUCCUUGGUCCUUCCAAUCAGUGUUCACGCCUAUCGAGCACCCAAGUCCCUCUGCGUUAGAGGACGAAUCCCUAAAAUUUGGCUUGUGCUCCCCGAGUCCGUGCAAACCUCCGCAGGUGCCGUAUGAGGCCCUGUUUGACAUGGCCCUGCCCCGGACGGCAUUUUUGUUUGUGGAGAGAAAGACCUCAGAGAUUGUGCAACAAGUAGCUUUAGAGAGGUGCCAGAGAGGUGAUGUGUUAAAGCAUGGGGAGGAGGACAGUAUGGAGGGGGUCAUGUCUCCUUCUCCUUUGGAGGUGCUGGACCGCCUUGUGCAGCAGGGUGCUGACUCCCAUGAUAAAGUGCUGAAGAGAUUACCCCUGCCAAGCAAGUCAGCUGAUUGGACACACUUUGGAGGUUCUGUUCCUCUGGAUGAGUUGCAUACACUGCGUAGUCAGCUGCUGCUCUUACACAACCAGCUGCUGUACGAGCGAUAUAAACGAGAGCAGCACGCCGUACGUAACCGCCGUUUGCUCCGCCGCAUCAUCAACGCCACCACCCUCGAGGAGCAGAACAAUGCAAUGAAGGACCAGCUGAACCUGCAAAGUGUUGACAUCAUGUCCCUGAGAGAGAGCUUGCAGGUGGAGCAGCAGAGAUACAGGCAGCUGUGGGAUGACAGAGAAACGGUAGUGACGCGUCUGCACGGCCAGAUACGCCAACUACAGCAGGCCAGAGAUGAUUACUACACCAAAAACCAAGAGUUACAGAGUAAGCUACAAGAAAGCCAGAAGCGAAUAGGUGAGAUGGAGGCAGAGCUUCAGAGGGCAAACAAUGAGGUGUGCCAAACCGGGCACCAGCUGAACCAGCUCACUGCCAAGUUGUCAUCGAGUGAAAGUGUUCAGCAGCAGCUCAGCUUUCUGAACAAGCAGCUGUUGCUGUUGGGUGAAGCUCAUAAACUGUGUGUCCAGGAGCUGCAGCAGGCUGGACCAGACACCAGCAAGGAGGUGCAGAUGCUCCAGACAUCGUGGGGAAAGGACACGGAGCGUCUGAAGCAGAAUCUGUUAUUCCAGAACCAAAAGUUGGACGCUGCUCAGCAGAGAGUUGCCGAGCUGGAGACGCUGCUCUCGAAGAAAGAGCAUCUGGUUGCAGAGCAAAAGAAGUUUCUAGAGGAUGUAAAGGUUCAGGCCAGAGGUGAGCUGCAGGCAUCUGAGAGCAGGUACCAGACCCAGAGACGGAUAGCACUGGCCCUACAGGCUGAACUUUUGCAGCUGUACAGCAGGCUGGAGAUGGAGAAAUCUUCUAGCACUGAUUCAGUCUCAACAGCAGAGGGCGCUGCUGCUCCUCGCAGUUCUACAGAGCCCAGUGUCAUAGUGGUGGACCGGCCAGUGAAAACAGCCACCAAGGAGGAGGGCAAAUCUCCACACGGCAACGGCAGCACUUUAUCGCCAGGGCAGCCUAAAUCCAGUCCGUCCGCAGCCAACUCUGUAAAUGGUAGUCGAGACACUCCCCCACCUGUCCUUGUGGAACCACCCCCUCACCGUCCUCAUUCACCACUGGGGCCUCCAGGACCCCUGGUCCAUCCCGGGGCACCGCUCACUGUAGGCUCAUACCCCAGUGCCAAAAGCUUUCUGGGCAUGCGGGCAAGGGAGCUGUUUCGCAACAAAAGCGAGAGCCAAUGCGAUGAGGACGAAGCUCCUCCUCCACGUCUCACUGGCCUAUCGCAGGGCCUGAAGACUGAGCUUUGCGUGGAACCGACAGGGAAGACCACGUCAAGCGCUCACGGGUCCACCUCUGCACAGAGCUUCACUCUCAUCACAUCUGCUAAAGAACCCAACCCUGGUUCUAAGCGAGACACAUUCGACUCAAGGUGCCCGGAGCGGCCCAGGCAGCAACCGCUAAGGAUCAUGGACUACAAUGAAGGUCACCAGGGGAGCAGCUAAAUGGUUGGAUAGGCUGGAUGGUGCAAAUUUAGAUAUUAGAGUGUAAGGCAAGACUCAAUUUCAAUUUUCAGUGUUAUUUGUCCUAUUUCCUCAAGCCGACAACAGGAUUUGGAGCCGGUAAAUCUUUCCUAAAACUGGAAGCGGGAUGAAUGUGGUUUCAGAGAUGGUCACACAAAUUUAAAUUUAGCCCAUAACUGUUACAACUACAUCUAUUAUUUUUGCUAAUUUAUCAGCGUUCUCACCAUUGCAAGUGAAGCUGUAAGUUUAUGAUAAUAGAAGCAAUAUAAUAUGAGUUGUAGUGAUUGUACCCUCCUUACACCCUUAUAGGUCAACUGCACAGAGCGCAAGUAUGUGAACCCGGUCGUUUUGCGCCGAGCAGGAGUCAGUGUUUCUUUUUUAUACCGUCAGGUUUUAACCUAGACUUUCAAGCGCUAAUACAGUAUCAUGUUUAUCAUUUUUUUGGAUGUAAUGUGUGUGUGUGUGUGUGUGUGUAUGUGGUAGCCUACCAAUGGCAUAUAAGUAAGGCCUGUAUCCCAGAUUUAAGGCUAAGACUAGUCCUGGGUUAAAUUGCACUGUAUGUUGUUUAAUUGAAAAUCCCUUUGGGUCUAAUCUGGGUGUAACAAAAGGCUUUAUGCCUAGCUGCACUACUUCCUGAACUUCAGCCAGCUCCUUGUUUCCUGUCUGCCAUUAUUGGAUAAACUGAUUAAUCCAGGUGUGUCUGAUUGUUGUUGUUGUGAUUACUGAGGUCAGGCACACCUGGAUUAACCAGUUUGUCCAAUAAUGGCAGACAGGAAACAAGGAGCUGGCUGAAGUUCAGGAAGUAGUGCAGCUGGGCAUAAAGCCUAUUGGAUUAUAAAUGUUACAGCCAAAACAAAAAGAAGGUCCGGGAUGUUUAGAGAAGUUUCUUAUAUGAAUAGAAUUUUUAUAAUUAUUUAUUUUUGUCCUCUCUUCCCAUUUGUGAUUUGCAGCUUUGGAAAGAGAAUCGCAGUUAAUCACCACUGCUUUUAAAAGUCCAGUUGAAUUAUUUAGACAUCGCCAUCGAAGUGUUUCCCUCUCUCCAUAAUCUCUAUAUGAAAUCUAGAUAGUGGCCAUUAUCAAGCUUUACCCCAAUAGUCAGAUUUAGGUUUUAAGGCCAGUUAUCAUAAUUAACAUUUCAGUAGUUAAUAAUUCAGUACAAUAAAACUAAAAACGAACUGGUUGAACAAUAUAUAAUACAUAUCUUUGUUGUGCUAAUUGUACCACAUUUUGGCAGAAUGAUGACUUGCCAGCUUUGGUGACCUUUGUAUUUUACCCUCUCACUUUAGUGUACUACAUUCAUUUGAAUGUUAUUACUAAUUUUGCCUUUUGUGUGCCAAAUACCUAAGACGUUGUUAUGUAUGUACCGUAAAAUGUAAAGUUCUUUAUCAAUUAGCUUAUUUUUUGGAAAGUGAGGACAUUAUUUGUUAAAGUUUUGCUCCACUGGAAGCGAGUAGACUGUAGCAAUGGCAACUUUUCAACGUAAUUUCCACAAGACGGCAAAGUCUGCGGUAAUAAUUAAUGAAGAAGAAAUUGUUACCAAAUCCUGUUGUCCCCUUGAAAUCUAUGCUGUUCCUUCUGCCUUGCUAUCUAGAGCAUGUGUAACAAUCCUCUUUUAAUGCCAACAACAAGAACUAUGACUUAACAAGACACAAGGUACAAUCAGUAUGAAAUGAAAGGAACGUAUGAAUUGAAGCUCCUUUGAUGGAGAUGAAAGUUCUGGGGUUUGUUGUGGAGGGAAGGCGGGGUCGCUUUGGAUAAGGGUCUUAAAGCAGUUGCUUGUGUUAACUGUGAAUGACAAAAAUAAAAUCAUCUUCAAUGUUUUGCACUACA
Messenger RNA from Misgurnus anguillicaudatus (oriental weatherfish), 5758 nucleotides. It is a transcript of the gene tsc1b, whose product is annotated as TSC complex subunit 1b. The record is from RefSeq and is a predicted model, not a curated record. Gene Ontology annotation, biological process: negative regulation of TOR signaling; regulation of cell cycle; negative regulation of cell population proliferation. Gene Ontology annotation, cellular component: TSC1-TSC2 complex. Lineage: Eukaryota; Metazoa; Chordata; Actinopteri; Cypriniformes; Cobitidae.